Lampris incognitus (smalleye Pacific opah) is the source of this 5418-nucleotide messenger RNA. RefSeq names its product zinc finger protein 148 (gene znf148). Gene Ontology annotation, molecular function: DNA-binding transcription factor activity, RNA polymerase II-specific; RNA polymerase II cis-regulatory region sequence-specific DNA binding. NCBI's taxonomy places the organism in Eukaryota, Metazoa, Chordata, Actinopteri, Lampriformes, Lampridae. The record is from RefSeq and is a predicted model, not a curated record. The transcript is spliced from 7 exons. Gene Ontology annotation, biological process: regulation of transcription by RNA polymerase II. Bases 142 to 2565 code for a protein of 807 amino acids.
CCCGAGUUGGCUCAUCCGAUGUUAUGUCUUGACUAUUUCGCACGUCUUUAUCGCGGCGGCGUCUUUCGGCGGAGUCAUGACAACCGGACGAAUUUACUAAUUAACGCGCAUUAAGGAAUUCCAUAAACCUUCCCAAUAAAGAUGAACAUGGAUGACAAGUUGGAGGGCAUGCUGCUGAAGUGCAGCAGUGGGGGAGGAGAUGGAGGAAGGGCAGGGCUCGGAAGUGGAGGGGGCCUGGUGGUGAUGACCCUGGGAGAAAGAUCACUGGUCAGCCACCCUCUCCUGGCUGAGGAUGACGAAGACGAAGAUGACGAAGACGACUUGACCGAGAGAGCAAUGGUUACACACGACCUGAUCCCGCCGGAGCAAUUAAUGGUGCAGGAGACCGCCAAGAAUGAUGGAGGAGGAGGAGAGGUGGGAAUGCAUUUCCCUCUAAAGCUCUCCAAUAAGCUGCCCUGCUCACUCCACAUGCCACUGAACAUCAAGCAGGAGCUGAAGCUGACGGAACCGUUAGUCCAGAUGAAGAAGGAGAAGAAGCAAGUGAAAGACCUGAUGGUGUGUCCAAAAAAGAAGAAGAGGAAGCAACGCUCGCCUGCUAAGAUUCUCACUAUCAAUGAUGAUGGAUCAUUGGGCCUCCAAAACCCCAAGUGUCAUGUUUGUGUUCACUGUAAUGCUGCAUUCAGAACAAACUACCAUCUGCAGAGGCAUGUCUUCAUCCACACCGGUGAGAAGCCGUUUCAGUGUAGCCAGUGUGACAUGCGCUUCAUCCAGAAGUAUCUGCUCCAGAGACACGAGAAGAUCCAUACUGGGGAGAAGCCCUUUCGCUGCGACGAGUGUGGAAUGAGGUUCAUCCAGAAGUACCACAUGGAGAGACACAAGAGGACCCACAGUGGAGAGAAGCCCUACCAGUGUGACUACUGUCACCAGUACUUUUCCAGAACAGACCGGGUUUUGAAGCACAGGCGAAUGUGCCAUGAGAACAGGGAGAGGAAGACCCUAAAGGCUGCCGGGAAAGUUGGACCCCUGCUCGACGCAGAACCUAUAGGCCCAUCCUUUCCUGCCAAAGAGUGCUCACUGCCGAAGAAAAAGCGUCCAAAGGGCUCUGAAAAAUCGCAGAGCUCAGCUGCGUCUAUGGCUGUCCAGAAAGGGCAUGCAGCUGCUGUCCUGGGUGCAGGAGAGAAAGAAGAGCAGAGGCAGAGCAAAAUUGAAUGUCUACCUCUUUCUGCUGUCUCUUCAAAAGUAAAACAUGAAUAUGUAAUAGCAGACUAUUCUGUGGAACUUCCAGAAGAAUCAGGCGGCCGCCAAGAAGAGGGGGAAGAGUCAUCGGAGGAGAUUUCCCCUCCUAAACUGGUCCUGAAGAAAAUUGCUAAGAGGAGUCUUAAACAGCCCAUUGAACAACCCCCUCCCAGCCUGUCCCCUUUGUCUUCCUUUGAGGAGAGCAAGGUUACUAGGUACACAUUUGAGAUUGUGGACAAACAAGGCCUUCUGGAUGUAGAGAGUAACACUGAUCUUGAGCCUGUUGAAACCCUUCAAGGAGGACAAACUAAGCCAUCAGUGAACAGCACAAAUUAUGAUGAUGCGAUGCAGUUCCUCAAGAAAAAGCGGUAUUUGCAGGCUGCAGUGACCAAUAACAGUCGGGAUUAUGCUCUUAAUGUAAGCAGCAUCUCUUCUCAGCCAUCUGUUCCACAAACUGUUGUGUCAACAGUCAUUGAUGAAACUGUGCCUGCCACCAUCCUAGAGCCCCAACCCAUCAACGCGGAAAUUAAGGCAACCCAUGACAAAAACAUGCUGCCGGACGAGGUUCUCCAGACUCUGUUGGACCACUAUUCCAACAAAACCAGCGGGCAGUCAGACAUCUCCUUCAGUGUGGCUGACACAGAGGUGACCUCCAGCAUAUCAAUCAACUCCUCCGAUGUUUCUGACAGUAGCCCUGUGGAGAGCGUAGGAGCCUCCAGCACACAGACACAGCCACCAACUGAAAAGGUCAGUCUCAUGCAUGAGUAUUCCAAGUUCCUCCAGCAAGCCCUGGAGAGGACCAGCCAGAAUGACAGCUACCUGAGCAGCCAAAGCCUCAACUUGGUCUCUGAGAGCCCCACCCUAGCUGGGCAGCCACUUUUCUCUACAGAGAAACAGUUCCCUUCCCCCAGCAGGUUUAAAUCAGGAAUGAGCUCUCCGCUCAGAUCUACUUUAGAUAAACCUCACUUUGGAUUACUGGUAGGGGAUUCCCAGCAUUCAUUUUCAUUUUCAGGUGACGAGACCACCCCUCCCUCUGCAGUAUCUCCAUCUGAGGAAGACUUUCUUGAACAGGUGUCACCCUCAAAAAAGUCAGAAUCUUCACAAGGGAUGCUACAGACCUUUCAAAUCAGCACCUUUGAUCAGAACUUUAGAUCUCAUUUUCAGAGCUCAAGGUCAGCAGCAUCUUCGCAGUUUACCAUCGCCAACGGGCAGGCUAAUCUGCGAGGGCAUAGCACAGACUUCUCUGAGUUCCCCUUAGUUACAGUCACUGAGACCAGGCCUCAACUCAACUCCUCCCCUGACGUUUCAUCUAGUGAAACCUAUGGUUGAGAUGGGGGAAAGAUUCAGAUCUCUAACCAUUACAAUGGCACUUUAUAUCCUGUGUCCUCUAUUCUGCCAAAACAGGUCUCAUAGCAGAUGUGUACUUUUAAAAGCUCAAAGCAUUGUGUUGAAAAAGAAAUUACUCUGUGGUUGUUUUUGUUUUGUUUUUGUUUUUUUCUGGAUACGUUUAGUUUAACAAAAUGGGAAUAAUGGAAAUGGAAAAUAAAUAAAAAGCAUAUCUCCUCAAAAGAAGAAUAUAAAAUUUUAGAGAUGCAUGGGGGUAUUUCAUGUUCCAUUCAAAGAAGAAUGUACAUCAAGAGAUUAGCGACCAAAGUAAAAUGCAAGGGAUGUAAUGUAAGUUCAGUCAUAUCAUUGCCAUGAAUUAAUUUGCAUUUCAAUUUUGUGUUUGUUAAUCAUUUUUGCCAAACAGUUGCUAGCAUAAGAUGAUAAUCAAGAGACUCGUCGCUUAACGCAGUGUCACUUGCAGUUGUCAAUGCAGUUCCCUAAAAUGUAGGCAUAUACCAUGCCGUUUUGCAGUUUGCUACCUCCCCCUGCUAUUUUUUUCUGGUAGUGAAAAAUCAAAUAAUCAGGAGCGAUUGAGAUUGAUUUCUAUCAUUCCUAGGCACUUUUUACCCUGACUGCUAAAAACCCGUGUCAGAUGUCCUGUAGAAAUGAAAUUAUUGCAAUACCAAUGUUGAUUAUUUGUCUUAAGUUGAACUCAUUAUGAAUAUGUCACCCAAAACAAGUUUUACCAAUGAAGUUAAAUGAAUGCCUCUCUCUCUCUCUCUCUCUCUCUCUCUCUCUCUCUCUCUCUCUCUCUCUCUCUCUCUCAUUUUUGUCUUGCCUGUGUGGCUGGCUUUAAAAGCACAGAUUAUCAGAAUUAUUUGACUUUCAUUCCCCUAAAGUGUAAUCAAUGGCAAGGCUGUCUGUUAAGAAGACACCAUUGUUUUGGGUUCUUGAGAGAUGAAGCAUUAUUUCCAGUGUAGGUUUAAAAUUUACAACUGAAAUAGUUUUCAUUUCCAUUUGCAAAAAUUAUGUCUUUGUCAAAUUGCUGCAUGCACUUAAAUGAAGAAAAAAAAGACUUCCUGUGUAAUGAAUUUACUAACCUUGACAUUUUACGUGCACAUUUUUUUCUUUUAAUGAAAAAAAGGAGCAGCAUCUGUUUUGCACGUUCAUUAAAGGAGAAUGUAUGUACUUCUCACUGUAGGGGAAUUGGCAAUAACGCUUUUACAAUUAGACUAUUUUUCUUCCCAGUGAAAUGUUGAAAGGUGUUGACUGAUUCUGCGUCGGUGUCAGACAUCGUCGGCCAACCCCGUGUUCUGUAUCCACGCCGUGUCACGCCUGUCCUUCCCCCGCCGCACUGACCCGUUGUCAUGAAUGAAAGUUCCAGUUUUUACAUGAUUACAUUGUGAAAUGUAAAGGUAGAGAAAUUUACCCCCCCCCAGUUUUAUUGAUUUUUGCAUCUGUGCCUUUUAUUUUAAUGUUCAAACUUUUCUUAUGCCCAUUUCUGAAUAUAUAUUUCUGCUUAGUUAGGCCUUGUAAUUCCAAUUGCACAAUACAAAUAUAUAAGCUAUCGUUGUAUCCAGUCUGUAUCUUAAGACAUUGAGAUCUGUCUAAGGACUUCUUUUCUUGGUCAUCAGAUGUUCUGACUUUAGUUCUAGAGGUGACGUACGAGAGAGAAGAGCUGGCAGCUGGCCAGAUGUUCAGCUGGUUUAUGUGGAGUUUGUACACAUGGCAUUUCGCUGAACUGCGACACAGCGUGUUUACCAGCACGCAGCCAUGGUUCUCAUGUCUGUAGUUUUGAUUGCAGAGCUAAAUUAGCCUCCUUAAUUCGCAUUAUUUUUGCAGUUUUAUUAGCUAGAGUUGAAUGACGGGCCGCAGUGGUUAGCGCGGUCGCCUCACCGUGAGAAGGUCCUGGGUUCGAGCCCCGGGGUAGUCCAACCUUGGUGGGUCGUCCCGGGUCGUGCUCUGUGUGGAGUUUGCAUGUUCUCCCUGUGUCCGUGUGGGUUUCCUUCCGCAGUCCAAAGACACGUAGGUCAGGUGACUCGGCCGUACUAAAUUGCCCCUAGGUAUGUGUGUGUGUGUGUGUGUGUGUCAGCCCUGUGAUGGCCUGGCGGCCUGUCCAGGGUGUGUCCCCGCCUGCCGCCCAAUGACUGCUGGGAUAGGCUCCAGCAUCCCUGCGACCCUGAGAGCAGGACAAGCGGUUCGGAUAAUGGAUGGAUGGAUGGAUGGAUGGAUGGAUGGAUGGAUGGAUGACAAGCCACUUUUUUCAGGCCUUGAAGGAGAACCUGGCAGUUCUGCGGUGUGUCGACCCACACGUCAGUUUCGGUUGUUUUUGUUUUUCCUGUGUUUGUGUCAUGUCUUGCAUUUGGUGCUGUCGGUGAAAGCCGGAUCUCCUGUGCGCGCGGUUCGGUCGUGACACCAUUUGUGGCUCCUCUGUGUGGCUCGUUACGUUUCUGCUGACAAUCGGGGAGGGACGGCGCCCUAAUGACGCAUCAGCCCGCUCACCCCCCCCCCCCCCGCCGACAUUCCCUCUGCGACGUAAAGGAGGAGACGCCGUGCUGUAAAUAUCUUGUAUUUUCUAACCUUGUGCGUUCUUACGUUGUGCGUAACGCUGGUGUUUGUCGGCGUCGGCGCUCGCUCGACGGGCGCGUGGUGUCGGCGGGGCGCGCGCCGACUUCUCGGAUCGACGAGGAAGCCGCUCCGCUCGGGGCGCGAGCGCGGCGUUCUGAGUCUUUGUACAUAUGUUGUGGUCGCCACCCGUAAAAAAAAAAGGGCCAUUUUUUGGGUUGUUGUUGAGCUUUUAAAAAAGCCAAUUAUGGAUCCACGGCGUGUUCCGGUUGGUUCUCUAACGCGCUCCCC